GUUUGACUGAGUGCUUUAGUUGCAGCUUAUCAGACAAAGGGACACUGAUCACACUUGAGUUGAGUUCUGUGUCUUCAACUACACAUUCCAUCAACAUGACCACCUUUGGAGAUAUUCUACAGAACAUCGGGGAGUUUGGAACUUUCCAGAAGCUCAUCAUUUGUGCACUGAGCUUCCCGAAUAUGAUUUUAGGCUUUGAGUUUGCCUGCGUCUUUUUUAUCCAGUCUGAUCCGGAGCGACAUUGCAACACGGAUUGGAUCCUCGAGGCAGACUCGAACCUGACAUCGGAUGAGCAGCUCAACUUGACCGUUCCUCGCGAGCGCGAUGGUUCUUUCAGCCGAUGUCGCAUGUUUGUGCCAUUUGAUCUCGUAUGUGACCGGGCAAAUUUACUUCAAGUGGCACAAACAGUGAUGAUGUCUGGCAUUUUGCUUGGCUGCCUCUUAUUCGGACCUUUUGCUGAAUCGUUCGGCCGCAAACGAGCAGCUCAAAUUCCACUGGUCGUAGUCCUCAUUUUUACUGUCACCACUGCAUUGUGCCCCAACUAUCUCUUGUAUCUGAUAUCCCAGUUUCUGAUGGGCCUUGGCUAUGGAGGUUUUCGGCUAAAUGGCAUCAUACUGGCCACUGAGUGGAUCGGUGCAUCCAAGAGGUCAUGGGGGGUGGCGGCAACUCAACUAUGUGGUGCAGUUGGACAGGCCGUCCUUGCUGGUCUGAUUUACGUUGUCAGAGACUGGAGAGUAGCUCAGUUGAUCACUGCAGCUCUACUUGGUGUCAUUGUCGUUUAUAUAUGGUUCCUUCCAGAGUCAGCCAGGUGGUUGUUGGAGAGAGGCAGGACAGAGGAGGCCAAAGAAUUGCUUUUCAAGGUGGCGUCUAUCAAUAAACGCAGAUUUUCAGAAACUCUCCUGGAAAAGAUUGCGGUAAAAGAAACAGAGAAAAAGAGCAACAUUUUAAUGCUUAUCCAAUCACCAGUGCUCCGGAAAUAUUUAUUUGCCAUAUUAUUUACAUGGUUCUCAGUGAAUGUUGCAUACUACUGCAUUUCAUUCAAUGUGGGCAAUUUUGGCUUGGACGUCUUUCUGACACAGCUUAUAUUUGGAGUGACUGAAAUACCCGUUCAUCUGGUUUGCGUCUGGCUAUUGGAAGCGCUGGGCAGAAGAGUAUCUUUCAUUUCAACACUUCUGGUUGGAGGCGUCUUGUGUAUGUUGAUACUCACUUUUAAUCAGGGAAAUAAUGUUGCUGUUACCGUAUUGGCCACCUCAGGACGCUUUAUCAUCAAUUGGGCUGGAACCAUAUGCAAUGUUUAUGUUCAAGAGUUAUUCCCAACAUCUUGUCGACAAACUGCUUCUGGGGUGGGCUCCAUCGCAAGUCGAGCCGGUGGUCUUAUUGCUCCAUUGGUCAACAUGUUGGCUAUGUACCACUGGUCCAUACCCGUCAUAAGUUUCAGUGGCCUCACACUGCUCAGUGGGGGUCUCUGCUUCAUACUUCCUGAGACACGGGGGAAAGAGCUGCCAGAUUCGUUUGAUGAGGCUGAAAGCAACAGGAGCAAGAAGGCAACAAAGAAAGAGAGUGACUCAAAUGUUAUCCACAUCAAAUCAAGUAAACUGUAAUAUAUUCACUUCUAUUAAUUUCAAUUCAUUCACAUGUCAAAUAUUACAGCUGCGAUAUUUACCAUGAUGAGGGCAAGGUGACACAUACACAGGCGACAUGCCUGUCAAUACACACGCUCACACACACACACACACACACACACACACACACACACACACACACACACACACACACACACACACACACACACACAACAAAGGCCGAUGUACUAAACACCCUUCCGGCUUUUACAACUUGGAGGGUGUUGAUGCACGGACAAGAGUAGAAUUCCUUGUUGCAAACUAAUGUGAUCAGUCCUGCUUUUUGCAUGGACAUUUUCACUUUAGGGGACCUACAAUGUGUCAUAGUCAAUUGUAUUUUAUUUAAUACUUCAAUGUGUUUAUAUUCUAAUGUUUAUGUGAAGUUACUGAAGUUACUGUUUAUGUCAAUCAUUAAAUGCAGAAUGGUUCAUGUUGUAA
This is a messenger RNA of Hippocampus comes (tiger tail seahorse), 2060 nucleotides long. Its product is annotated as solute carrier family 22 member 13-like. Lineage: Eukaryota; Metazoa; Chordata; Actinopteri; Syngnathiformes; Syngnathidae. Gene Ontology annotation, cellular component: membrane. Bases 96 to 1601 code for a protein of 501 amino acids. The record is from RefSeq and is a predicted model, not a curated record. The transcript is spliced from 10 exons. Gene Ontology annotation, biological process: transmembrane transport. Gene Ontology annotation, molecular function: transmembrane transporter activity.